This is a messenger RNA of Ostrea edulis (European flat oyster), 3195 nucleotides long. Its product is annotated as growth hormone secretagogue receptor type 1-like. The record is from RefSeq and is a predicted model, not a curated record. Gene Ontology annotation, molecular function: G protein-coupled receptor activity. Gene Ontology annotation, cellular component: membrane. The transcript has a single exon. Bases 617 to 1843 code for a protein of 408 amino acids. NCBI's taxonomy places the organism in Eukaryota, Metazoa, Mollusca, Bivalvia, Ostreida, Ostreidae. Gene Ontology annotation, biological process: G protein-coupled receptor signaling pathway.
GCCAUCAUAAUUCUUAACUCUUCCCUUUUGAUGACAAUGGUCCAGUAUUUAAUGGGGGAGUUAAUAUUUAACACAUAUCCCAAAUAGAUUAUCCUUCAUCUGUUUAUAGACUUCAAACAAUGUGACAGAUCUGACAACAAGAUGUAAGAUGUCUUUUGUCUAAUAGACUUUAAAUGUAUUGGCGGAUGUGAAGAGCCAUGAUAUUUGAACAAUCAGAAAGACAAUCUCCCACUCGAGACCAAAUUUGAGUUGCCUUGCCAUCCGAGUGUUGAUUUAAGUAAUGACAACAACUUUUCCGGAGAUAUUCUUACCCAUCUUGCAGUCAAUGUAAACACAACUUUUUUUGGGAUAACAGCUGCGGUGAAUAGGAUACUUGCAGUUUCUUGGUGCGGAAAAGUGAAAAAUAUACCGAACAGCGACGAAUGGGAAAAUUACAAUCUCUCUGGGCCAAGAUGCUGUUAUCAUAUUUCUUACAAGUGUAACAAAAAACUAAAAAUCAAUAAGUUAAAGAACUUUCGUUGUGACCAUCAGACUUCAUGAGGAUUGUGUUCAAAAAGGUUUCUCCAUGCUUAAUGUGACACUGUUCUAGCAACUAGUACGACAUUUUUCAACAACCAUGAAGAAUGAUGUUUUACUGAGGCGCUUUGACAAUGAAAGUUUCCACAAUGAUUCUGUGAUGACCACACCAUCUCCACCAGUUUAUCGCCCCCCACCAAGUCUACAGGACAUACUGAAUACGUACUGGGAAUAUCGAUUUGCAGAUGCUUUUGGCAUAUAUGUGUUCCCCAUCGUUAUUAUGCUGGGAACCAUUGGAAAUAUUCUGAGUUUUCUUGUUCUGUGCAGACAUACCAUGAGGACAACCUCCACCUUCAUUUACAUGCAGGCUACUGCCGUGGUGGACCUGGCUGCACUAUAUAUCAAUGCCUUCAGAAAAUGGUUAACCAUUCUUAAUGACGGUAAAGACAUAACUACCCAAAGUAAAACAGCCUGCAUCAUCAUGCAUUUUCUUUCCUACUUUACAUACGAUUAUUCUGUCUGGUUGGUUGUUGCAAUGACAGUGGAAAGGUUCAUUGCAAUUCAUUUCCCACUUAAAGCAGCACAAAUGGCCACUACGUCAAGAGCUAGAAAGGUAACAUUACUGCUCUUUUUCAUUUUUGUUGCCAUCAAUAGCCUCAUGUUCUGGACCGUUACUAUUGACGAUCGCGGAUUCUGCAUCCCCGAGGAAGAAUAUGAACACUUUCAUGACAAAGUAAUGCCAUGGCUGGAUGCCACCAUUUAUUCCUUCGUUCCUUUUGUGGUGUUGCUAACAUUCAACAUCAUGAUUAUCUAUGACAACAGAAAAGCCACUCUUAGACGGCGCUCCAUGCGAAGUCAGAACCAAAGGAGAAACAGAACAGAUUCAAGACAGCAAUUUCAUCAAAGACUAACAGCCAUGUUACUUUCUGUUUCAUUUUCAUUUCUAGUGUGCACGAGCCCCAAAGUUAUUUUCAUGUCCAUCAGAGACAGUGCUUUCCAAUUCACAGUUGAUGGAAAAGUGAAUUAUCAUGGUUAUGCAUCGUAUUUAAUGGCUUCUCGCAUAUCUGACUUUUUUGUGUAUUUGAAUCAUUCCAUCAACUUUUUCCUGUACAGCAUUCAUGGGCAGAGAUUCAGGAGAGAACUGAAGAAUGUAUUAUGUUGUGCUAGAGGUGGUUUAAGAAGAAUCAGCACAAUUUCUCAGAGCCUGGACGGAAUUGUACACAGCCGUGCUACCAGUGACACAACACUAGGUAGCCAUCACUCCAGGAAUGAUAAUAGUGUCGUCAAUCCCAAUCCUGCUUAUAACCAAUCAGAAAAUUACAUUUGAAUUUUCUUCAAUUUUGCAUUGGAAAAUGUAAUUCUGCUGGCUGUUUGUGCGGAAUUAUUUUGGAAUUAUUUUUCUGCAGUUAAGUAUAAUCAUAAAUAUGUUAUCUUUGUCCUAGUUAUUUGCUACAUGUACAUUUCUCAUGUGCUACAUGUUUAAGAUGUACAUAGGUAAAUUAAUGAUUGUGUCCUUUUACUGCAUCAUCCUGGUCCCAGUUUCGGGUUGCAAAAUCAUUUAUGUUAAUAAAUCAUUUCAUUAUAACUUGAGAAGCUCGAGAAAUUCUUUUCAAACAACAUAUAUAUAUAUAUAUAUAUAUAUAUAUAUAUAUAUAUAUAUAUAUAAACUCAAGUAAUUCCACCCUAAUGUGAUAUCAUGAGAGUUUGCAAAAUCAAUGUUUUAUUUAGAUUUAUGCAUGAUAGGAACAAAAAUUUUGUUGCAGUCUUUUCUGAUAGUUACUUGUAAAAUAUCUUGUUAAACAAAAAAUAUUUCGAAAGCCUAUUGUAUAUCAAUAAUCAAUGAUAUGUUUCAAGAUAUUGAAUUCAAGGGCAAUAACUGUUUUCAUAGAUAUCUUCAUCAAGUCCUUUUUGUGGUCGAUUUCCCUUAUUUUUCAGACAUUUGGUAAAUUUUUGUGAAGAAAUGGUUUCAUGAAAUUGUUGUGAAUACUAUUACAUGUAUACCGUUAUAACCUGGUUUUUAAAAAAAAUUUGAUCAUGGACACAUUUGAGCUGAAAAUUUACAAAUUCUAUUUUUCCAUUUCUACGGUUUAGAAUGCUUAAUUAAGGUAUCUUUAAUAGUCAAAUAAAAUUUGAACAUUAGUUGUUGAGUUAGAAGUGAGAUACAACACUCACAAUUCUGUGUUAAGUAAACAAUUAAGGCUCGUGCCAUGUAUUUGUUUACAUAUAGAUUGUUUAAUAGAAAAUAGCAUGUUUAAAACAAAAUAAGAUGUACCAAGCACUAGAAAAUAUUCAAUUGUGUUCAGAUUUAACUUGUAAAUUGGAAAAAUCUGCUUUAAAAGAAACUUUUACUAGUAUAUCUAACCUAUGUAAACAAAAAACAUAGCACGAGCCUUGUUUCAUAACGAAGAAUUGUGAGUUCUGUAUCUCCCAUGAACCUUGACAACUUACAUUCAAUUUUUUGCUGACCAUUAGAAACACCCUAAUUAAAGCAUUCUAAACAUUAAAAAUGGAAAAUAAAAUUCAAAAAUUUCCAUGCCCUUUAAUGAAAAUUGCAAUUUUCUGAUGUUGAUAUAUGAUUCUGUUUAUGUAUUGUCUCAUAUCUUAAAAAGUGUGAUGAGCUGUAUAUUUCAUUUGAUAAUUUAUUAGGUUUGACUAUAAUAAAUGGGAAUAAAUACACUU